GGGGGGGCUUGGGAUUUACAAACUUCCGUUUCCUGUGAAGAGAGUUUGGGUAGUGCGAGAAAAUAAUGGCAAAGAGAACUAAGAAGGUUGGAAUCACCGGUAAAUAUGGAACCCGGUAUGGUGCCUCAUUGCGAAAAAUGGUUAAAAAGAUGGAAAUAACCCAGCAUUCCAAGUACACGUGCACAUUUUGUGGGAAGGAUGCCAUGAAACGUACCUGUGUUGGCAUCUGGGCAUGCAAGAGGUGUAAGCGUACCGUGGCUGGUGGUGCAUGGGUGUACAGCACAACAGCAGCGGCGUCUGUGAGGUCAGCUGUACGGCGUCUUCGUGAAGUCAAGGAACAAUAACCUUAUUGUAAAAUAAUAAAUAAAAAGUACCUAUUUAUUA
Molecule: messenger RNA, 384 nt
Organism: Cryptotermes secundus
Lineage: Eukaryota; Metazoa; Arthropoda; Insecta; Blattodea; Kalotermitidae
Gene: RpL37A
Product: 60S ribosomal protein L37a
Exons: 3
Coding region: 66-344 (92 amino acids)
Biological process (GO): translation
Cellular component (GO): ribosome
Molecular function (GO): structural constituent of ribosome
Source: RefSeq, a predicted model, not a curated record